This is a messenger RNA of Siniperca chuatsi (mandarin fish), 5482 nucleotides long. RefSeq names its product phospholipid transfer protein. Gene Ontology annotation, molecular function: phosphatidylcholine binding; phosphatidylglycerol binding; phosphatidic acid binding. Lineage: Eukaryota; Metazoa; Chordata; Actinopteri; Centrarchiformes; Sinipercidae. Gene Ontology annotation, biological process: phospholipid transport; ceramide transport; high-density lipoprotein particle remodeling. Bases 132 to 1622 code for a protein of 496 amino acids. The record is from RefSeq and is a predicted model, not a curated record. The transcript has 15 exons.
ACUCAGAGAGAGACAGUCAGUGUGAACAGAGACAGAACAACUACAGACAUCAACUACAGAACCAACAGAACCUGAACUGCUGGAACCAUCUGAUCUAAGCGCCUCCUCUUUCAGCCUGCUGAUCUGUUGGCAUGUUCUGGCUCAGGAUGACUUCCUGUCAGUUGUCCCUCCUCUUCCUUUUGCCUUUGGUGUCCUCCAUCAUGGCUGUUGCUGCCCAACCCGCUGGCUGCAAAAUCCGCAUCACUGACAAAGGACUGGAGAUGUUGAAGUCUGAGACCCAGAGGUUUGUUGAAGAGGAGCUCGGUAACAUCAGUAUGCCAGAGAUGAACGGCAAAGAAGGACGCUUCCAAUACACCAUCACUGAUGUGAAGAUAACAGAGUUGAAUCUGACUCACGCUGACCUGCAAUUCAUCCCUGAAGUUGGUUUGUUGUUCGAUGUUCAGAACUCAUCGAUCUCGCUGAGUUUCCACCGACGGAUCCUCUACUGGUUCUUUUAUGACACAGGAAGCAUCAAUGCGUCGGCUGAAGGAGUGAACAUCAACACGGUUCUGAAUCUGAUCAGAGAUGAUGAAGGACGACUGAAGAUCAAUAACAUCACCUGUGAUGCCAAAAUAGCCAAAAUGAGGGCAAAGUUCAGCGGAACGCUCGGGAGAGUUUAUGACUUCCUGGCCAGCUUUCUGACAACAGGCAUGCGCUUCCUCCUCAACCAAAAGAUCUGUCCCGCUCUGGAUCACGCUGCUCUGGUUCAUGUGAACUCGAUGUUGGAGACGAUCCCUGUGAGGACGGAGGUUGAUCAGUUUAUUGGGAUAGAUUAUUCUCUGAUUGAUGAUCCAGUGGUGACGUCCAGGAGCCUUGACAUGCACUUCAGGGGGAUGUUUUUCGACCUGUCUGAUCAGAAUGACACGUUGGUGAACUACGCCGUCGACCCGGUCAUCAGAGAGUAUGACAGGAUGGUUUAUCUCGCUCUCUCCGAGUUCUUCUUCGACAGUGGAAUGUUUUCUUAUUACAGAGCAGGAAUCUUCCAGAUGCACAUCGUUAACGAGAAGAUGCCCAAAGACAUGGAGAUGUUGUUGAGAACCACCUACUUUGGAGCCAUCAUGAUGCUGAACCCGGCUCUGGUGGAUGCUCCGUUCUCUCUGGAGCUCGCUGUAAACUCGGCUCCAAAAACCUCCAUCAAGACGUCUGGGGCGACGGUUGUCAUGACAGCCAUCGUGAGGGUGAUGCUGCUGCCUCCAGGUCAGCCUCCAGUCCAGCUCAGCAGCAUGACCAUGGAAACAAAGUUUAACGCUAAAGUUUCUAUGAAGGGAAAACGUCUGGCUGUUCAUGCUGACCUCCGCAGGUUUAAAAUCUUCUCCAAUCAAUCUGCACUGGAAUCUCUGGCAUUGAUUCCUCUGCAGGUUCCUCUAAAGACGAUAUUGCAGAUGUCUGUGGUUCCUUUAAUCAACAACUGGACAAAGAGAGGUGUUCAGAUUCCUCUGGCUGAUGGGAUGGAUUUCAUUGAGGAGGUGGUUGAAUAUCACAACGGUUUCAUCGUGAUCGGAGCAAAUCUUCACUUCAGCAAAGGACUGAGAGAAAUGAUUGCAGGGAACACCCAGAAAGAGCCAGAGACCAACACCGUCUAAAGAUAUAUAUGUAGAAUAUACAGUAUAUACAGCCGGGUGACAAAUUUAGUAAAAUGUUGGGCCCCCACGGGCCGCCAGAACAGCUUCAAUGCACCCUGGCAUUGGUUCUAGAAGUCUCUGGAACUCUACUGGAGGGAUGGACACCUUCCAGAAGAUAUUCCCUCUUUUGGUGUUUUGAUGGUGGUGGUGGAGAGCGCUGUCUAACACGUUGGUCCAAAAUCUCCCAUAGGAGUUUAAUUGGGUUGAGAUCUGGUGACUGCAAAGGCCACAGCGUAUGAUCCACAUAAUUUUCAUCCUUAUCAAACCAUUCAGUGAGCCCUUGUUCCCUAUGGAUGGGGGCACUGUCAUCCUGGAAGAGACUAUUCCCAUUGGGAUAGAAAUGUUUCACCAUAGGAUAAAGGUGAUCACUCAGAACAACUUUGUACUGAUCCCCAGUGAUCCUUCCCUUUAAGGGGACAAGUGGAUCCAAACCAUGCCCUCACAGCAUAACAGAGCCCCCGGAUCGCCUCACUGUAGGGGUCCAGCAUUCAGGCCUGUACCGUUCUCUCGGUGUACGCCACACAUGCAUUUGCCCACCUGUGGAGAACAUGUGAAGGAUGACUCAUCUGACCAGAUCACCUUUUUCCACAUCUCUGUAGACCAGUGCCGAUGGUUUCCACUGAACUCUCAAAUGUGCAUUCAUCUUUGAGAUGAGGGGUUUCUGCACUGCAACCCUACUACAAUAUCCCUCUAUAUGUGAUUGUCAAUGGACUGUUCUUGUUGACAGUCUGAUCAUGUCCUGCACUGACAUUCUCAGUCACCUGAUGAAGAGUUGCUCUUUUGGUUUUCCUUACGUAUCGCACUAAUGAACGAGUAUCAUGCUCAUGAAAUGUGCGCUGUCGACCACAAUUUCCGACCCUAUUUACUGAUGUCUUUCCCAUCGAUCUAAAUGCAGAUGUCACUUUAGUCACUGUUCCUAUGGAAACAGCCAGUUGAGCAGUCUUUGUGACUGAAGCUUCUGCCAUCCAUGCCUCAACAAUGAACCCUCUGUCAAAGUCACUUAGAUCUUUUCCUCUUGCCAUCUUGACAUAAAAUCUGAAUCAGUGCAGCAGGGCUCACUGUACGGUUUGGUGAGGAUGGAAAUGAUGUGAAUAAAAUGCUGAAGCCUUUACAGUCACCUGAUCUCAACCCAGUUUCAUACCUAUGUAAGAUUUUGGAUCAACGUGUAACACAGCGCUCUCCACCACCAUCUCCAUAAGACCAGAUGAUAUAAUAUAAACUUUCAUCUUCACAUCUAUGUAGUGACGUCCGUGACUGUCUCUGAUGCUGUCUGUCCUUUAGCUUGUGUGUCUCUCUACCCGCUGUACUCAGGUCUGUCUGAUCUCAGUGAGACGACCUGAUUAAAUAAAGGUUGUAUAUAUAACUGAGGGAGCAUCUAGUGGAGGAGGUGUUCAUCCCUCCAAUAGAGUUCCACAGACUUGGCAAGCAGCACUAAAGCUGAUCUGGAGGUCUUGUGGUGUCCUGACUCCAUACUAACACACUUCAUUUUGCUUUCUCCAUUUAUUUGUCACCCAUCUGUGUAUACAACACUGUCAGAAUCUAUAUAUGACAGACUGUGUCAAUAUACAUUAUAACAUUAUGUAGGUAAACAAACAUAUGACAACACUGACACAGUGCCUGUGUGCUAACUUAGGCUCCACCCAUCAGAGGGACAUUUCCUAAUUAUUUGAGUCCUUCAGUGAACUGAGACUGUCAACAGAAAACUGAUGGUGCGUUCAGGGGGUCCAACAUAAAUCAGACAUCUGCCAGUAUACCAACAGGUAGUUUUUCAGAGGCCUGUACUAUGUAGCAGGAUUUGGGGUUAGAGAGGUAAGUUCUGGCUUAACCCGGGGUUUUUAUUCUUAUGACGGUGGUUCACUUUUUACCGGGGUACAUCGCCAUGGUAACUUAGGCUACACACCUAACCUGCUCCAGAGCAGGUUAUGUUCGAGAUAUCAGAUCAACGCUAUAAAAGCACAGUUUACUGACCAAUCAGUUAUCUUGGAAAAUGGCAUCAUUUGUAGAAGAUCCCGUGGAUAUAUUAAUUAUUAAGAUCUAAGUUCUAAUAAUACACCCAUGAGAGGAGUCCGUGGAGUGGUGCACGGAUCGUCAGAGGGUCUCUUAGGAGAGAGAGUGUUCAAGAGCAGGUGUUGUGAAGAAGAUGUUGAGUUAGUAACAUGCAAUAAUGGGAAAAAAUGCAUACAGAUGGAGAGGGAGAGGACGAGAGAGGAAACAGGUGCAUCAUGGGAAGUCUCCCGGCAGUCUAGACCUAUAGCAACAUAACUAAAGGAUGGCUCCCAAGCCAGCCUACUCUUAAAUGUGGAGAUGGUGUCUGCCUCCCGAACCCAAACUGGGACCUGAUUCCACGGGAGAGGAGCUUGAUACCUGAAGGCUCUGGCUCCCGGUCUACUUUUGGAGACUCUAGGAACCACAAGUAACCCUGCAUCCUGGGAGCGCAGUGUUCUAGUCGGGUAAUAAGGUAUUAUGAGAUCUUUGAGAUACGAUGGUGCCAGACCAUUAAGAGCUUUGUAGGUGAGGAGAAGGAUUUUAAAUUCUAUUCUGGAUUUUACAGGAACCAGUGCAGAUAAAGUAAUAUUGCAGAAAUAUGAUCUCUUUUUCUAGUUCUUGUCAGUACACGUGCCGCAGCAUUCUGGAUCAACUGGAGAGUCUUAAGGGACUUAUUCACGCAGCCUGAUAAUAAGGUAUUGCAAUAAUCCAGACUAGAAGUAACAAAUGCAUGGACUAGUUUUUCGGCAUCAUUUUGAGACAGGAUGUGCCUGAUUUUUGCAAUGUUGUGUAGGUGAAAGAAGGCAGUCCUUGAUGUUUGUUUCAUGUGGGAGUUAAAGGAUAAAUCCUGAUCAAAGAUAACUCUGAGGUUCCUUACGGUGCUGCUGGAGGCCAGGGCAAUGCCAUCUAGAGCAACUAUGUCUUUAGAUAAUGUGUCUCAGAGGUGUUUGGGGCCAAGUACAAUAACUUCAUUUUUGUCAGAGUUUAACAUCAGAAAAUUGCAGGUCAUCCAGGUUUUUAUGUCUUUAAGGCAUGCUUGAAGUUUAGCUAAUUGAUUAGUUUAAUCUGGCUUGAUCGAUAGAUAUAAUUGGGUAUCAUCCGCAUAACAAUGAAAGUUUAUGGAGUGUUUCCUAAUAAUAUUGCCUAGAGGAAGCAUAUAUAAGGUGAAUAGAAUUGAUCCAAGCACAGAACCUUGUGGAACUCCGUGACUAACUUGUGCAAACUGCGAGACUACAUCUAAGCAACACAUUCAUUUAAUGGAAUACAUAAGCGUAAACAUAGAUGUAGUCAUGGCCUAAUGAUGGGGCAGUGUUAUUAUAAGCCUAUUAAUUUAUACAUGGGAAUCCAUUCCCAUCCCAUUUCUUCACAAUUGAGAAUGACUUCCGGAUGGGAGCCGAAACGUCUUGAUUCUGAAAACAGUGUCCAGAUGACUACAACUGAAACCUUUUCUAUGAUAUCCUGGGUAUGUUGAACUUGCUUCGUAGUACAGGCCUCUGGAGCACAGAGUUUAAUCCCAGUGUUAAACUGGGACCAGUAUGAUGAAUACUGACUUUGGUUGUGAUGUUUGACCUGAAUUCAUGAUGGACAGCUGUCAAUCAGUGCUGCAGGGUAAAGGUCAUAUUUACUCUGAAACAAAAACUCUUGGUACUGAACCUCAUGGACAAAUGACAACAUGUCUGUGCAAUUUUCUUUCAUACAAAGUUUCUGUUUACAUUCAGUUUCUUAUUAAAACUCAUUGUGUGAAUCUCUGAGCUCUAACAAACAUGCUGACUGUACUUCCUUACUCAAAACAUUCAUAGAGCUGAAUUUUUACUAUAAAUUCUUGUUUACAUACA